GUCACACAUUCAUUCACAUUCCCCUCCCACCCCGUCCCUAUCGCAUUAGUUCAAGUGUCUCCCCAUUUAGUACUUCCGGUCCCGCGGGAAAAGCCCUUUAAAAAAAAAACAAUCAAAAUGGGAGAAUAUUCUGUCACCCCGGAAUAAACACGGGAGGGGCGGGGGUGGGUUCACAAUUUUUACUCGUUAAUUAUGAUGUGGGUAAAUAGGUGAGGCGUCGUUGUGAAUUGUAAUGGGGGAAAAUUGACCGGGUAAUUGGGAGCUGUAAAAAGUGCUGUGCAAAUGUUGUUCUUUGAAAUUGAAUCGUGAUUGAUACUUGCGGUUUUAAUAUUUGAGCGAACGCGGUUUAAUUGAAUGUCUUAAUUCGAUAGUUUAUGGAAUUUAUGGGGAAUGUUGAAUUAGUUGCAAGAAGAUGAGACUGUUUUCGGUGGCAAGAAGUGCCGGUGACAGAAGGAUAAAUGCUUCUUUGAAAGUUUCAGUGGUAAGAGAUAUCGCCGGUGUAAGUCGGAUCGAAGUUCAGAAAAAAAAACCCGAUUCAUUGUUUUAAUUGGGUAAUUUAAACGGAAAAUCAAGAGGUAUCGACAAUUAUUCUGUCAACAUAAACAUUUUUUUUUUAAAGAUUUCAAAAUAAUUUUAAAUGGCAAAGAAACGCUGUAUUCACUCUUAAAUCUUUAAAAAGAUUGACUGCAACUUCGAUAAUAGAGUCGUUUUCGUCUUUUAUUGUACGAAUGCCAAUGAAGUAACUCGGAUUUAAAAAAAAGUGAAAUAAAUAAAAAUAAUAAAUAAAAGGUUCGUAACAGACAUAAAACGACAUUGCGGAAAUUCAGUGUUCAGUGUAUUUGGGUAAAUCUUCAGGGGAUUGGACUGCAUCCCGUAAGGCGCUUCGUUUACCAGUUUGUAGAGUGAAGGGAAAUAGGUACUGAACAUCUAAAGAAAAUAAAUAGACGAAAGAGCGGAUAAAAAAGUGAGUGUGCCGUGACUGAAGGCAAAAAAAAAACAAUCCAGAAAGUAAAAAGUGAGGUAACAACCCGAAAAUAAUUGUGCGAACACCACGAGUGGCACGAAUCAUCCACACACCCGGAAAAAAAAACAGGAACCCUCUGAAAUAAUAAUUUAUUAAAAAAUAGAAUUAGAAAAAUAAAUGAUCUGUUGAUCCAACAUUUUUGUACGAGCGUCGAGCACCGAAUGUUAGUUGAAUUGCGGUGGAUUUUUUGUUCCCAGUCAGGUAUAUAAUAGUUAAACCGAGACUUGAAAGAGAAAUAGAAAGAGAAAAAAAAACUAGCCUGUUGACUUUACGGACUGUGUUUGAGGUGUCGUCAUUGGAUAUUACGAGCGUAAAAACAUCGAAGUGGAUGUGAAGGGCAGAGGGUAUGACGUGCCGCGUCACCUAGAAUUAUACGGACGCGGGGAUUUUCUCUGAGGGUCCCCUCUCUCUCGUUUGCUGGUGGAAGCGAAGAAGAAAGAAAAAAACCCUUUCGGAUUAGGGGGUGAACAAAAAUCGCCGAGGGCGAGAUGCAGCAUCACGGGAUUCAGCGACGAAUCCUUGGCCCCGCCCUCGUACUCCUGACGAUUCAAACGAUUGCCCUAGUACUGGCAGGUGACCAAGAGAGAAACGUGUGGUACGAUGCGGCAACGCAGAAAAUCGAGACAAGGAUACGUGCAGCAGCGGCAUCGAGCACCACCGGUACAACACCGCCAGUUGGUGAAGCACGAGGGGUUGUACUCUUUGUUGGUGAUGGUAUGGGUAUGAGUACACUCACCGCAGCUCGUAUUCUCUCUGGUCAGCGUCAAGGUAACACUGGAGAAGAGACGGAGCUCGCAUGGGACACAUUUCCAGCUAUUGCACUGGCGAGGACUUACAACAAAGAUGCACAAGUGGGUGAAUCCUCGGCUUGUGCAACAGCUCUAGUAUGUGGAGUCAAGGCCAAUUACGAGACUGUUGGAUUAGACUCGUCAGCUAAGUUCGACAACUGCCUCUCAAGUCAAACCGCAAGGGUCCCGUCAAUCGUGGAAUGGGCACAAGAGAGAGGAAAAUCGACAGGCCUAGUAACAACUACCCGGGUGACCCAUGCCACCCCAGCAGCCCUUUAUGCUCAUGCCUCCAGCAGAUACUGGGAGGACGAUGGAAAAGUGCCUUCACCCGCGAGGACAAAUUGCAAAGACAUUGCUAAACAACUUGUUGAGGACGAGCCCGGGAGAAACUUGAAUGUUAUCCUGGGUGGUGGGAGGCGGCAUUUCGUCUCAAAAGUCACGCCGGACCCUGAGGAUCCGGAUAAGGAAGGCAGACGUUUAGAUGGGAGAAAUCUCAUUACGGAAUGGACAAAGAGUCAUCCUGAGCCAACGUCUAAAUACGUAUUCUCAAAGGAGCAGUUUGAUGAUGUUGAUCCUGGCAGAGUCGAUCAUCUGCUAGGUCUGUUUGCCUAUUCCCACAUGGACUUUGAGGUGGAUCGCAAUGCAUCCGCCACUGGUGAUCCAUCACUCACUGAAAUGACCGUAAAAGCGCUGAGGAUACUCAAGAAAAACCCAAAGGGAUUCUUCUUGUUUGUCGAGGGUGGAAGGAUAGACCAUGCUCAUCACUAUAAUAAUGCUUAUCGUGCCCUGGAUGAGACACUGGCGAUGGAGGAGGCAGUGCGAGCAGUCUUGAACGAGGUCGACCUAUCCGAGACUCUGCUGGUAGUCACCGCUGAUCAUUCCCAUGUAUUGACACUCGGUGGACUAGCUACACUACGGGGAAAUCCAAUUUUCGGGUCUGACAGCAAAAAGUCGGACGUGGAUGGAAAGCCCUAUACAACCCUCUUGUACAGCAAUGGUCCAGGUCACACGGAACCGCGAUCCGUCAUGCGGGAAGCUGGAAAGGAUUCUAUUCAGACGGCAGGUGUUCCUCGAUCAUGGGCAACCCAUGCUGGUGAGGAUGUCCCAGUGUUCGCCAUAGGACCGCUCUCCAGCGUCCUAUUCUCCGGCAGCAUCGAUCAGAGCUACAUUCCCCACGCAAUAGCAUACGCCUCCUGCAUGGGGAGACACGCAAGUCGUUGUUCACGAGACUCAGCUAUAAUCAACGAAACAAUAAUGGCACCGAUAAGCUGUCCCUCAGCGGAGCCCAACAGCGCAGCAAUAUCCAGCGACGUGAUGAACGAUCAAGCGAGAAAUCCACCUAGCAAAUCCAAUGCCCACCAGAUUAUCCCAAUCGUCCUUACUCUUACCAUCACCAUCACUAUCUUCACGACGAGUUAAUGUUCAAUGAGUAACGACUAUUCCAGAACUAUUUGUACAAAGUAUGUCUGAUGACUGAAAAAAUUAAAUGGACAGUAUUCAAUUGAUGUCAAGUGGACAGAGUGUUUUGAACGGAGCCUCAUGGGUAAUUAGCGGAGAAAAAUCGAGAUGUCUUGGAAACCACUGGGCCCACCAGAAAACCCUAGAGGAACUUUUUGUAGUUCGUUAAAUUACCCUGAAAAGAGGUUUCUCGUGUUUUUUGAUAUAGCCCAUAGUUUCUGAGAUAUCUCGAAAUCCGUCGGGGGAAAAAUUGAGCAGAUCGCUCUCACAUUCAGGAGCAGCUCCUGGAGGAAUUCACCUUGAGAACCAUUGAGGGGAGCCUUGUCGGAAUAGGCCCAUCAGAAAGAUGGGGGAAUUUUACCUCAAAUGAAAAAAAAAACGACCCGUGUUGACCCGCUAUUUCCGAAGAUACAGGGCAAAAACCUUUUCGACUCGAUUUCGUUUUUCUCGAGUAUCUCAGGAUUCACUCGAGCUACGUGACUCGUCUUUUUUUUUAUUCGAACUUAUUUUUUCCCAUCUAUCCGAUGGGCCUAUUUUCCACUCCGUAAAUCCCUCGGUUUUCGGGUUAAGUGACGCGUGUUGGAUGUGUGAGUCAAAAACUCAAAAAUCAAGUGCAACGAGACUCACGUACUCAAUCAGGCAUUUUUUCCCCCAAUGAAGUAACUAAAGAAACGAAUAAAAUACUCAAGAAUUGACGUCAUCACUUUUUGCACCAAGACACCACGUAAUUUUAUUGAUUUCAGUAUUUUCGUAUAAUGUAGAUUCAUUUCCACUGAAUUUUAUCACCAACGGCUUAUCAAUUUCACUGGACUAAGAAGAAUAUAUUGUAAUUGUAAAUAAAAUUGUGAAUGGAAUUAUUACUAUAUGAU
Molecule: messenger RNA, 4139 nt
Organism: Fopius arisanus
Lineage: Eukaryota; Metazoa; Arthropoda; Insecta; Hymenoptera; Braconidae
Product: alkaline phosphatase
Exons: 9
Coding region: 1513-3231 (572 amino acids)
Biological process (GO): dephosphorylation
Molecular function (GO): alkaline phosphatase activity
Source: RefSeq, a predicted model, not a curated record